Messenger RNA from Rhinolophus ferrumequinum (greater horseshoe bat), 1044 nucleotides. RefSeq lists its product as uncharacterized. Bases 1 to 711 code for a protein of 236 amino acids. The transcript has 4 exons. Lineage: Eukaryota; Metazoa; Chordata; Mammalia; Chiroptera; Rhinolophidae. Gene Ontology annotation, cellular component: plasma membrane. The record is from RefSeq and is a predicted model, not a curated record.
AUGCAACAGAAUGAUGCCGGUGGACGCACGUCCCCAGAACUCUAUUCUUCCCCAGCGGGCCUGAACUAUUCCUGGGAGGAGGACAGAAAGUUCAUCCUGCGGGGCUGGUCUCUUGUCUUCAGCAUCCUCGCCACCCUGAUGGUGCUCAGUGUGGCGGAUGGGCGCAUGGCCUAUGUGCAGGGCUCCUACACUGGCUACAUGGGCAUCUGGACUGACUGCAGGAGGCACAAGUGCGCCAGCCUGGGCCAAGUCACUGUUCUCAUCCAUAUGAGCAUGGGCUUCAUGAUACUCGCCCUGGCCCUGUGUCUCAUCCUCCUCUCCACCAUGGGCCUCUCCUUCUGGCCAGUCUUCCGCCGCCUUAACAAGGUUGACCUUGUCUUCAGUUUCCUCAGCUUCGGCAUCGGGCUCCUGAUUGUCCUCAGCCUGACACUCUUUGUAGUCAACUGUGAGACGCUGCAACCGAGGCCGCGGAUAUCCUACCUGGUGACAACCUACCUGUGCUGGGGCUCUGGUGCCUUGAUGCUAUGGGCCGGAGCCCUGAAUUACUUAAACCAUGCAGGCAUGUGGAGCAACAGAACCAUCUCCUUGGAUUGGCAGGUGAGCUAUCGCAGGUGGACCUUGCAGCAGAACUCCCUGAGGAACAUGUUCAAACAGCAGUCAGACGCAGACCCCAACCACACCGUGGACCGUUCCAACUCACCCACACCUUAGGGGCACCCCUGGCCAAGCCUCUCUAAGCAAUUGUUUCUCAGGACACUGACUGGUAACCGUGGCCGUGUGAGAUCCGGCCCCCUUACUGUGGCCUUGGGCCUGAGAUUAGACCUUCCUUGAGGCUCCAUUCCCUAAGAACAGGCCACACCCUCCGAGGACAGAGGACAAAGCCCCGCCCCUCAAGCUAGGACUCACCCUUUGUGGCUCUGUUCCCUCCCCCUGAGUCUUUACCCUGCCCCCACUCCGGAAGUCCGACACCGCCUCCUCCCCGUUCUUUGCUAUGCCCCGCCCUCCCAGUGUGGCUUUUGAGUGUGGCCCCGCCCCCGAGCCUAG